This is a messenger RNA of Prorocentrum cordatum, 540 nucleotides long. The record is from the annotation of a GenBank genome assembly. Lineage: Eukaryota; Dinophyceae; Prorocentrales; Prorocentraceae.
GGAGGGGGUGAGGGAGGUGGUGGUGGUGUGUAUUUCUUGGGCCCGGUAUGGGAAAGUCCGUGCCUAGUGCCGCUGAUUUGCCCUCUGCCGUCCUGGGCUACCCGAAGUACGCCACCCGCGCCUAUCUGGGCGCCCAGGAGCCGGCUUUCAGCGCGGCGUACCGCAGGGCAGCUGGUUGGCUCCUCAGGCACCUGCCGCCAGGCACGGACGCCGCGGCCGGUGGGCCAACCCGAGGGGCCGGGCCGAGAAACGAGCACAAGAGCGACGAGGGAGAAGGGGACCAAUUGCGCCGGCACUCGCGUGCAGGCUUCCCGCGCCAGGUCGCGCGCGAGCGCCCUCGCUUCCAAUGCACCGUGCUGCGCUGGCAGCCCGCAUACGCCACCGAGUGAGGUCGCUAUGCCAUCUCGAGCAGGGCCCUUUUUUUCGUUGCCCACACGGCGGGCGAGGAGCACGUCCCGCAUCCAGGGCCUCGCGGUCCGGGCCUUUCCCUGCCGCGAUCCCACGGGUGCAGGGCAGCUCUGCGCGGAUGGCCCGCCUGGG